AUGGGUCGUCUAUUAUGCCACAAAAGGUCUCCUGCCCCACCUUCCCUUCCCUCUGCCUUUCAGCAGAAGAUAGACAAACCCAUGUUCACCUUCCAUGCUAAUCCCCCGAAUCACGGCGACAACGUCCCAUUAUCGCCAGCAGUCUCAAAGGGAGAUCGUUCUAAUGAGUCAAGGGCUCAAUGUCUUGUCGUUGGACUUCUGAUCAACAGGUCUCUGUUUCGCAUUGAACCCACAGCUGUGGCUUACAAGGCGGCUUUCAAGCGUGAAGUGCCUCUUGAUGAGUUGCCUUUCCGAGUUAACUUCAGGGGUAAACCCUACAAACCAGCUACCUUAGAGGAAAGUCUUGAGUACGUCAAAUCUGCAGGUUUGUUUAUUGUAUUUUUACACGCCGUAGAGUUCACAAAACUUUACCGAGGGAAGCCUGUCUGGUUUUAUCAUCGUCGGAAUUUUAAAGGACAUUUUCCGCCUAAGCGACCCCGAAAAUCCUGUACUCAUGGAGAUCGACUAAUAACCUCUAACCCCUGUCCCAUCUGCCGGGAUGAAUACCUUGUGCUGGACUAUCAGAAUGUAUAUCUUCUCAAACACUUCCUCCAUCCGCAAUCAGCAGAAAUUCUUGAACCCACAAUUACCGGUCUUUGUGAGAAACAACAUCACGCACUCCUCCUCGAGAUCGAAAAGGCCCGUGAUCUGGGUAGGUCAACUUUUCCCUCUUCAGUCAACACUUCAUAA
Molecule: messenger RNA, 729 nt
Organism: Dibothriocephalus latus
Lineage: Eukaryota; Metazoa; Platyhelminthes; Cestoda; Diphyllobothriidea; Diphyllobothriidae
Source: the annotation of a GenBank genome assembly